This is a messenger RNA of Penicillium cinerascens, 1038 nucleotides long. Its product is annotated as DUF3716 domain-containing protein. Lineage: Eukaryota; Fungi; Ascomycota; Eurotiomycetes; Eurotiales; Aspergillaceae. The transcript has a single exon. The coding region runs from base 1 to 1038 and encodes 345 amino acids. The record is from RefSeq and is a predicted model, not a curated record.
AUGACCGGCACGACCUCCUCCAGUCUUGCACCAAAGCCUGUUGGUGUUGACGAAUGCGGCAAUCCCAUCACGGUCGACUUCCGGACUCAUUUUGAGCGUCGGCUGUUGCGAGCUCCCAUCCUGCAGGAUGUGGACUGGCGCGGUGGAAAAAUCAAAAACUGUCGCGAACCCAUCGCGAAGCACGCAGCGGUUGUUCAACGAACGGGCAUGGAAGCCCCUGCAGGCCAGGCUUGCAAGAACUGCCGUGGGGGCUGCGGUCCAUUUGCGUCCUGUCGUGUUCUUGUUAUCGAGGGCCAUGUUAUCUUUGCUGGUGGUUGCGCUUCUUGCAAUUACAAUUCCAGCGGCAAGAAGUGUUCCUUCCGAAAGGCUCCACAGCUCGCCAACUGGAUCCUUGCUCCUCUACGCAAGCAGAAUCCCAACCAUCCGCUUCUGCGAGCUAUCGUUCCUCCGUCCGCUUCUUCUGUAAGCCGCGUUACUACCUCUCCCGCCACCCAUGCGGUUGCUUCUCCUGCGGCCCGUCUUGCUGCUUCUUCUGCCAGUGGUACUGCCGCGUCUCUUUCUGGCGGCGCUACUAAGUCUUCGGUAACGCCGUUCUUGGAGUCCCUUGCUGGGUCUACCAUCCCAGGUUCACAGGUGAUGACUCGCGCCAUGGGCAAACGGCAAGCUCAAGCUCCACUCACCGAUCCUAGGACUCUAGCCCGGAAGGUGCAGAAACAAUCCACAUACAGCUCUAAAACCUCGUCCACUCCUAGUUCCGCCCGCAAGGGUAAGAGCCUAGGUCUCGCCUUUCCUGCUAGGUGGUACACAACCCCUCUUUUAGAGAAGGAUUUCCUCCAGGCCACCAACCAAAAUGACUUUGCGGCCGUUCGUGCGGUCUUCCGUGAGCUGCCAGACGUUAUUCACCGCGUUGAGUCCGACAUCAAGCGCAUAAAGCACUUUCUGUCUAAGAAGGGCGAAAUGGAUACCCCCGAGCCCAAGGAGGAAUCUACCCAAUCAGAGGAAAAUCCUUUCGCCAUGAGCUCCUCUGAUGAGGAGUGA